GGAGCCGCCACCGCUGCAGGGGCCGCCGCGGGGAUGCCGAGCGCGGACGCCGCCGCUCUCUUCUGCGCGCUGCUCUGCUGAAGGUUCACAGGACUCAAUUAUUGGAAUUGUCAACUCGACCAAUUUACGUGCACAUUUCUCUUCCACUAUGAGCAGACCAAUUGUAUUACACAUUUGUCUGGCUUUCUGUAGCCUUCUACUUCUCAACUUUGCCAUACAAUGCCUGGCUUUCCCCAAUGUGGAAAGAAGGGAGAUAGUACUUCUUCAUGCAGAAAAAGGACAGUCUGAGAGGCUAAACACAGAUGACCUAGAAAAUGACUCUGUUACUUCAAAGUACACUCCGGUCUCUGGAGACCCAAUGAUAGUGUUAGCCGGAUCAUCAACAAUGUCUUUAAAUAAAGUAUUCCCUAGUAACAAAGAAACCCCUCCUGUAGGAGCUGGGCUCAUGCGGGCUGAUGGUUCUAACAUUUACACUGCUACUGAGCCAGAGGUCCCAGCAAGGGAAGAAGUGUUCGGUUCUAGCCAGCCAGAGAGAAUGUCUCCCCAAAGCCGACCUUCCAAGGCCACGUUAACCAACCCUGUCAUGCCAACUGCUUCUCUGAAUAUUGAUGAGAGGGAGGAAUCCUCCCUUGGUACCAUCAUUCAGCCCACUGUGGAAGGAACCACUGAAGCAACACAAGGUUUUCUGAGCUAUGUGGAUGAUCAGUUGUUUGCAACUGAAAGCCCGGAAGGACUUAGUCUGGGGCAUUCACCUUUAUCCCUUGUGAAUACUAAAGAAAUACUAACCACCAGUCCAAGGACUGAGAAAUUUGAAGCAAACCCAGAACAUAAGACCACUUCUUUUCCUGGCCCUAAGCUCACAGCAGGCACUGAGUCUUCCCAGAUGACAGCUGAUAAUACCCAGGCUACUGCCGCCACUAAGCCCCGGCUCCCAACCUCGGAGUCCAUCCUGAGUGUUGAACCAGAAGCUGACAGCCUGCUCGGAGCCCAAGCAGUCACGAUGAGUGUCAGCACAGCUGUUGCAGCUGCUCCUGUCGUAAGUGAUGAGUGGGAUGACACCAAAUUAGACAGUGUAAGCCAGAUAAAGACCCCAGAGCUUGGAGACAGUACAGAGACACAGGUGAGACUGGAAAUAUCUCAGACGACCCAAGCAGCCGAUGUCAGUCUGGAAGGCAUGGAAGGGGGCGAAGCUUUGACAGAGGCUGCAGGUGUGAGUCUGAAGCUGCCUGAAAUGGAAACACACAUGGAGACCACCCUGCCAAUGGCACGUGGGGGUGAGAGAGCAUCUGAUCAGAGUUCCUUUACUCCCACAAGUCCAAUGGGAGAUCCGAAAGUCUCUGUCAUGAACCUGGUCCAGGAUACUGCGGACUUUGUGGAAUCCACCAAGGAGAACAGUGCCAUGUUCUUAGAGACCACUGUUUCCACAUCCGAAUAUGAGUCCGAGGCGCAUCAACCAUUGGGAAAUAGAUUUAAAGACAUCGUCACUCAAGAGAUGACAACAGCUGUUCAAGCAGCAGAAGCUGCUGUAUCUUUGGUGACACAGGAGCAGCAGAUUUCUACCCUAGAGGUCACCAGAGGCGAGGACGAGACGGAGGGAGGGAGGGAGUUGCCCUCUGCCACAGCGGAUGCUCCUCAUGUUACUCAGCUGUCGAGAAGAUGGGAGCCUCUGGCCACUGUGGUUUCAACGACACCCAUCCCUGUGUCUUUCGAAGUUACUCCUGCUGUGGAAGACCUAAUGGACACAGUCACAGGGCCGAAUGAGGAGUUGUUCACACCAAUUUUGGGUUCUCCAGUGACGCCCCCUGGAAUAACGGAGGAGGCCCCCAGCACUUCCCCAGCACUUGCUGAUCCUGAGGCAUCUUCUGAAAGAAGAACUGCGGCUCCAUCCUUUAGCUAUGUUAACACAGCUACCUCCUAUGGCCUGGACCAACUUGAAUCUGAAGAAGGAGAAGAUGAUGAAGAUGAAGAGGAUGAAGAGGAAGAGGAUGAAGAGGAAGAAGAUGAGGAGGAAGAUGAGGAAGAUAAAGAUGCUGACUCCCUGGACGAGACCUUGGGUGACACCGAGCUGCCUGGGUUCACGCUCCCUGGCAUCACGUCUCAGGAACCUGGCUUAGAGCAGGAAAACGUGGUCUCUUUGGAGGGAGUCACCUUCCAAGUGCCAGAUGCCAUCCAGUGGGAACAGCAGAAUCAGGGCCUGGUGAGAAGCUGGAUGGAAAAGCUAAAAGACAAGGCAGGCUAUAUGUCUGGGAUGUUGGUGCCCGUAGGGGUUGGGAUAGCUGGAGCCUUGUUCAUCUUGGGAGCGCUCUACAGCAUUAAGGUUAUGAAUCGCCGAAGGAGAAACGGCUUCAAAAGGCAUAAAAGAAAGCAGAGAGAAUUCAACAGCAUGCAGGAUCGAGUCAUGCUCUUAGCCGACAGUUCCGAAGAUGAAUUUUGAACUGAACUGGAGUUUAAUUGGGAGAGUCAACGUGAUGUUAUUAUUUUUUAUUUGAGGGCCAAAAAAACCCAAAAAAAACAAAAGAGAACAACAUUCUGCCACAAUGGGGCUGUCAGGCCAUUGAUCUCACUGUCUGCUGGGUAGUAGAUUUUUCUUGUACUGAGCAGAAAAGGCAUGCUGUAUAUGAACUGUGAUGCGCAGUAUUUGUUUUUAUCCUGUAGUGAAUUUUCCACAGCCAUGGGCUGCAACUCGUGAAUAUGCAGCAUACAUGUUGUUCAGUAGGAGUUGCUAGGUUAGAUAGAGUAAAUGUUUUGUAUUUUUCCACAGUGUCUUUCCCUUGGUUUGGAUUACCUGUGCUAAAGUGUAACAGUGCUGCCAAGGCACACUUGACUCUGAAAUAGAAAUCUUAACAAAGAAGAACCUGUGAUGACUGCUCAACCUACUUGAACCCUUGGCUUGUGGCCCACGACACACACUACAUUUGCAUCGAAACUAGCAGCAACUCGGAAUGAAAUCUUUUUCAUCAAGAUCUCUCAGCGCAUUAGGAUAUAUGUAGAUUUGUACGUACCUUACAUUAUGUACUUGAGUCUCCUGGUUUUAUUUUUUUCCCCCUUCCUUUUUAUUCUCAUUCUUGGCAAAGAAAAAAAUGCACUAGAAGCAAUGCAUUAAAUUGACUCUUGGUCUUCAUGUAAGCUUGCUUUCUUAAAUAGUAUAAUUGAGUCCAACAGAUGUAUCCAUAGAUUCUUACAUGUUUAUCAUUAAGAGAGAUCCUUUUAGUAUAUCAUUGACUUUGUCAAGAAGAAAUGAGGAAGAAAUCAAGAGGAAAAGGAGGGUAGGUAAGCUCCCAGAGCGUUUGGCUCUGCUCUUUGGCUCUGUGCUUGUGUGGCCACCAUUCUGAAUUAUUCAGAGCACUGCUUUUCUAUAUCUGCAGUCUUAGUCCAUGUAUGAUUGGACCACCAUUGGUUCUUGUUUGGCUUUAUUAGAAAACCGCAUUCUCUGGUGGGAGCAGGCUCAGGAGCUGAGAGUCCUGGCAUAAGACAGAGCUUAUGAAAAACCAGCCUCUCUCAAGGUGUCUCACUGUGGAGAUGCUGGACUGUAGAAGAUCAUGUCUCAUUGCCCGUGGAAUGCAGUUCCUUUUCUCUACCUUUUGAAUCCGGGUAUUUGGAACUUUUAGGAAGUGCAGGUUUGGGGGGUAUUUUUUUGGCUUCAUCACAUAGCAUUUGGAACUUCCUCAACCAGGGAUUUAACCUAUGCCCCUUGCAGUACAAGUACAAAGUCCUAAUCAGUGACCACCAGGGAAGUCCAGGAAGGAGAGUUUUGGGUGAAGACUUGGCUCAUUAGUGUGGAAAAAUAAAGAUUACUAAUAACACUGUCCAUGAUGCUUUAUAGUAUGGAGAACUUGUUCAAAUUUAAUGGGGCCUAAUUUGCUGUUUUCAAGGAAAGCUGCACAGUUAUUCCUCAAAGCUAUAUAUGUUUUUCUUCUCCCAUUUGACUGAAGACAGAACUGAAGCAGAGAAGUGAAACAACUAUCCAAAAUUAUACCCAGGAAGAAUCAGGACUAGAACCCACUUGGACCCCACACGAUGCACCUCAAUCUUCAGCUCAGUGCCCUUUCCACAUACUUUAGAAGAACCAACAACAUUGCAGAGUCCUUCAAAACCAAGAUUCUAAGGAAAUAGCUUCUUG
Messenger RNA from Dama dama (fallow deer), 4120 nucleotides. RefSeq names its product armadillo like helical domain containing 4 (gene ARMH4). The transcript is spliced from 8 exons. Bases 149 to 2434 code for a protein of 761 amino acids. The record is from RefSeq and is a predicted model, not a curated record. NCBI's taxonomy places the organism in Eukaryota, Metazoa, Chordata, Mammalia, Artiodactyla, Cervidae.